AUGACUGUACAAGUUGCAGACGAAGUCGAUGAUCAUGUUAUGAUGAAGGAUGGCCUUCAAAUCUCUAAGGAGGAUAGAGAGUAUCAUGAAUACAUGGACUCCCUUUAUAAGAAGAUUGGCGGACAAGGCAAAACAAUUAACAUCCCAACAGAGAGAUCAUUAUCUGUUGCACAUCCAUGGCAUGGAGUUUCUAUUGGCCCAUCAUUCCCUGAUAUUGUUUCGGCUGUAAUUGAAAUUCCAGCAUUAUCUCGUGUUAAAACCGAGCUUGAUAAGCCGUCAGGACUUCUUAAGGUCGACAGAAUUCUUCACUCUUCUGUUAUUUAUCCAGCAAACUACGGCUUCAUCCCAGAAACAUUGGCUGAAGAUAAUGACCCUCUCGAUAUUUUAGUUCUUUGCCAGUUAUCAGUACCACCGCUUGCUUUAAUGCGCGUUCGUCCUAUUGGCAUUAUGCCAAUGGUUGAUGGUGGCGACCCAGAUGAUAAGAUUAUCGCAGUUGCUGUCUCUGAUCCAGAGUACAAUAUUUACUACGAUGUUAGUGAACUUCCACCAUUCAAGCUCCUUAUGAUCAACCAAUUCUUCAAUGAUUAUAAGACUCUUGAACGCAAGGAAGUCCGCACAUUCAAACCAAUGGGCGCUGGCCAUGCUAAGAGAAUUAUUAAGCAAUGCUAUGAUCUUUACCAUUCACAUUUCAAGGUUGAGACCAAAUAA
Trichomonas vaginalis G3 is the source of this 708-nucleotide messenger RNA. RefSeq names its product inorganic diphosphatase protein. Gene Ontology annotation, molecular function: magnesium ion binding; inorganic diphosphate phosphatase activity. The transcript has a single exon. The record is from RefSeq and is a predicted model, not a curated record. Gene Ontology annotation, biological process: phosphate-containing compound metabolic process. Gene Ontology annotation, cellular component: cytoplasm. Lineage: Eukaryota; Parabasalia; Trichomonadida; Trichomonadidae. Bases 1 to 708 code for a protein of 235 amino acids.